Messenger RNA from Talaromyces atroroseus, 280 nucleotides. RefSeq lists its product as hypothetical. The record is from RefSeq and is a predicted model, not a curated record. The transcript has a single exon. The annotation marks the transcript as partial. NCBI's taxonomy places the organism in Eukaryota, Fungi, Ascomycota, Eurotiomycetes, Eurotiales, Trichocomaceae.
AUGGACGAUUUCUCUCGCGCGGCAAAAGUAAUAUCAAUGCCGAUGGAUACUCAUAUCGACAUCGCAAGUGACCGAGGGGCGAAUCAUCAUCGGGUUUAUCAGAACACUACCCCCUUGUGCGACUACGGGAUAUCCCGUGCGUGGCAAAGGAGAAUAUUCAAUAUGGCAUACGUGCAUGAUGCAGAUGCGCGCGCAUCCAGAUGCCAAGCUAAUAACAUUGACGACGCGCGAACAACAACUGGAACUGGCAUACACACAUGCAUGGCCGUUGGCGUGCAAU